Molecule: messenger RNA, 1332 nt
Organism: Ziziphus jujuba (common jujube)
Lineage: Eukaryota; Viridiplantae; Streptophyta; Magnoliopsida; Rosales; Rhamnaceae
Product: tryptophan N-monooxygenase CYP79A68-like
Exons: 5
Coding region: 1-1332 (443 amino acids)
Molecular function (GO): iron ion binding; oxidoreductase activity, acting on paired donors, with incorporation or reduction of molecular oxygen; monooxygenase activity
Source: RefSeq, a predicted model, not a curated record
AUGGCAAUUGACAUGGAAGAGACUUUAAACAUAACAGCAGCAGCAGCAGCAUCAAACCCUAUCUUAUUUUUGUUUUUGCUCCCACCUCAGAAAUGGUAUUCUAUUGAAUACUCUUCAACCUCACAAAAACUCAUUCCCUUUGCAAUCUUCUUCGUUUCCCUUGUCAUCUUUCUUGUCAAGACCAACUUCAUCAAUAUCUUUACCAAAACCAAGAGAGUGCCUUCUCUUCCUCCUGGUCCUUCUCCAUGGCCUCUCGUCGGAAGUGUCCCCGAAAUGUUGAGGAACAGACCGGCAUACCGGUGGAUUCACCAUUUUAUGAAAAAACUCGACACCGAUAUCGCUUGCUUCCGCUUAGGAAAAACCAAUGUCAUCGCCGUGAAUUCACUGGAAGUCACCAGAGAAUUCUUGAAGAAACACGAUGCAGUUUUCGCCUCGAGACCCAUAACCAUAAACACCGAUAUUUUCAGUCAUGGGUUUUUAACCACGGGUGUAAUGCCAUGGGGAGACCAGUGGAAGAAGAUGAGAAGCGUUUUGAUCCACGACGUAUUCAACCAUUCGAAAACUCAAUGGCUGCUUGAGAAACGCAACGAAGAAGCCGAUAACCUCGUUCGAUACCUCUACAACCUGUGCUCUGAUGGAGGAUCUGAAGGGAAAGUGGUUAACGUGAGAACCGCAGCACAGCAUUACUCGGGAAGCGUGAUGAGGAGGAUGAUGUUCAACCAGAGGUUUUAUGGGAAAGGGAAUCAAGAUGGAGGACCUGGUGUUGAAGAACAAGAGCAUGUUUCUGCACUUUAUACAAUGCUUUUGUAUCUGUAUGCUUUCUCUGUAGCGGAUUAUCUUCCAUGGUUGAGGGUUUUCGAUUUGGGUGAGCAUGAGAAGAAGGUCAAGGAGGCCAUGGAGGUAUUGAAGAAGUACCAAGAAGUUAUAGUGAACGAGAGAGUUCAGCAAUGGAGGGAAGGGAGGAGGAAAGAGGCUGAGGAUCUUCUUGAUGUUUUCAUUACGCUUAAAGAUGAAAAUGGAAACCCUGUAUUGUCCGAUGAAGAGAUCAAAGCGCAAAUCACGGAAAUUCUUCUUGCAACAGUGGACAAUCCUGCAAAAGGGAUUUUGUGGUUUCUUUCUUGUUGUUGGAAUUUUUUUAACGUAGAUGAUGAUGAAAUGGCUGAAGAUGCUGAUGAUAAUUUGCCUGCUGAGGAUACUCGUCUGCUUGAGAACAGUGGAUGGUCUUCUCGGACCAGUGUGUUGAGGUUUCACUGGUGGUCUUUAACUGAGCAAUCUGAGGGGCAUAUGUAUCAUCCUGUUGAUUGUAGCAACAAGAGUUUCAACCAAAACUGA